ACAGCUGACGCCACCUUGGGAUUUUCUCGUAUAAAGAACAAGUUGCGUUCACCUCUUUCUUCUGCUCAAUCCGGCUGUCACCAGGCCAGCUCAAUACGCCCUGGAAACCAUAUAUCCGACAGUGGCUUUGGGCAUUUCGAGGGAAACAUCGUAUUAAAACUGGACAGAAUAUCGACAAUGGACCAAUCAGCUGGACGAGCCGCUGACGGAAACUGUGUAAACUUCCUGGCCCAGUUUCGCGACCCAGCCACGCUUGGCUUCAAGCGUGUAACUUCAGCAGACUUUUUGGCUUGUUGGAAGCACUACGACAAAGAUAACAGUGGCUACCUCGAGGGCCAAGAAUUGGAUGGCUUUCUUCACGAGUUUAUCGCCAGCGUGAACACAAACGCAGAUGCUGCUGUUGGCGCCCAGGCCUUGUCGCCCGCUGCCAUGGAAGAACUGAUGAAAGACAUUAUGCUGGCCUACGAUGAGGAUGAGGAUGGACGAAUCAGUGUGGCGGAGUUGGCUCAGAUCCUGCCUACAGAUGAGACUUUUCUUGUUCUCUUCAGCCGUGACAAUCCGGUCUCCUCGAGUGUCGAGUUUAUUCGUGUCUGGCGUGCCUACGAUCCCGAAAAUCGAGGCUUCAUUGAGUCGGGCCAGUUGUCCGAGUUUCUGGCUAGUUUACUCGAAAAGGUGAACAGACGUGUGGACGAGCAUCAGCUCAAGGAGUACACACAGACCAUCCUUCGCCUCUUCGAUGCCAAUGGAGAUGGCCGGCUUCAAUUGAGCGAGAUGGCUCGUCUCCUACCGGUCCGUGAGAACUAUCUACGAAGACCGCUUUUUAAGAGUGCCUCUCGACUCACCUCCAGAGAAAUUGAGCGCAUUUUUCACAAAUACGACAGUGACGGAAAUGGAAUGCUGGAAAAUGAAGAGCUUGAUGGAUUUCUGAAAGAUCUACUUGAAGCGGUUGGAGAUGAUGUCGAUGAGACAAAGCUGCAGAAUCUGCGAUCAGCAGUGCUAGCCCAAUGGGAUGUCGAUGAUGACGGCAAGUUAGGCAAGGAGGAAUUAAGCACCCUUUUGAUACACAGCUCAAGAAUGGCUCAGGAGGCGGAGGUUCUUUGGCGGGGAGUAUUGGAUGAAGAGAAGACGGAGAAAAUUGAAUAA
Molecule: messenger RNA, 1143 nt
Organism: Protopolystoma xenopodis
Lineage: Eukaryota; Metazoa; Platyhelminthes; Monogenea; Polystomatidea; Polystomatidae
Source: the annotation of a GenBank genome assembly